AUGGUCAUGCAAAAGCUGAGACCAUGGGCGCCCCCUCUGACGGAGACGCUUGACUCCCGGUUCCUGGGACGGGUGAUGGGGACCCUAUUCCCGGUUGGGGGGGACAACCCCAUCACCCAGUACGUAACCCCAUCCCCCGAACAACAGGGGGAGGUUCCGGGAGUCACCGAGGAGGAGGUGGCCGAGGCUACCAAUAGGGUCAAGAGCAGAAAAGCUCCGGGACCCGAUGAGGGCAAGCCGGAGGAUUCCCCCUCCGCGUACCGGCCCAUAUGCCUCCUGGAUGAGGCGGGCAAGCUCUUCGAGAGUAUAAUAGCGGCCCGCCUCAAGAGGCAUAUGUCCCGAGAGGGUCCUGACUUAGGUGACGGCCAAUAUGGCUUCCGAGAUGGCAGAUCAACUAUAGAUGCGGUAUUGCAUCUGAAGUCCCUCUCGGGGGCCAUAGUGUCGGAGGGCAGGGUGGCAGUCGCGAUAUCAUUAGAUAUCGCGAAUGCGUUUAACACCCUGCCCUGGGGUAGGGUGGUGCAAGCGAUGAGAGGUUAUUUCCGCUUCCCACCCUACCUCACGGCCGUCAUAGAGGACUACUUCCGGGGUCGGCGUCUCAUGUGGACGGACGCCGAUGGCACGGGGAGAGACUGGGGGGAAGCCGUUCACACCGCGAACCUAGCGGUGGCGGCGGUUGUGCGCUCCAUCCGCAACCUGGGCCUGGUGGUGGCGGAAAGGAAGACCGAGGCGAUCUUCCUACACGCCAAGGGCAUGAAGCCACCCCAGGCCCAUGUCAGGAUAGGCCAAUUCAAGGUCCCCAUAGAGGCCCAGAUGAAGAUGAUUUCCGUCAACCUGGGCAGGUUAAUGCCCAAUGUCGGGGGACCAGACAUGAAGGCACGUCGCCUCCACGCAGGAGUCCUCAACUCGGUGGCCAUGUACGGAGCACCGGUGUGGGCCGAGUCGCUAGCCGCCAGUCGCCCGAUGCAAGCGCGAUUGCGCAGAGUGCAAAGGGGGCUGGCGGUCCGGGUAGCGAGGUGCUACCGUACCGUCUCCUGCGUGGCGGCGACAGUCCUGGCGAGCAUGCCCCCUAUGGAGCUCGUGGCCCUGUCGUACAAACGCAUGUACGACAGGAAGCGCGAGCUCCUAAGAGCAGGGGGGGCGGACGUACCGCUCGCCAGGGCAAUCCGGGAGAUGAAGCACCAGACUCGACGGAUCCUCCUCGAAAGAUGGCAGAGGUAUCUGGCCAAUGCCAG
Messenger RNA from Harpegnathos saltator (Jerdon's jumping ant), 1232 nucleotides. RefSeq lists its product as uncharacterized. The record is from RefSeq and is a predicted model, not a curated record. The transcript is spliced from 4 exons. Lineage: Eukaryota; Metazoa; Arthropoda; Insecta; Hymenoptera; Formicidae. The annotation marks the transcript as partial.